This is a messenger RNA of Conger conger (European conger), 2278 nucleotides long. It is a transcript of the gene arl10, whose product is annotated as ADP-ribosylation factor-like 10. Bases 292 to 960 code for a protein of 222 amino acids. Lineage: Eukaryota; Metazoa; Chordata; Actinopteri; Anguilliformes; Congridae. The transcript has 5 exons. The record is from RefSeq and is a predicted model, not a curated record. Gene Ontology annotation, molecular function: GTPase activity; GTP binding.
AAAAGUAGGCUAUUUCUGCUAUUCUCAGCUCAGUAUUCUAAAAAAUGCGGCACAUUGCGAGUUCUGUUUUGGAAGAAGAGAUUACAAUUGUGAAUAUAUUAAACUCCGGUUUCCGACCUGCUGCGCCUGUCCCGCCCUUCGGCUGCCAUGCAGAUACCGGGCGAAGCCGAAGGCGAGCUUUCCACACAAACAGGAUCCGAUCACGUGAACUAGCCUUCUCCUCCAAUACUGGAAAGUGUGUUUGUCGUCUCGCCAGCACGGUUACAUGCUCCUGGUGACCAGCGGUGACACAUGGUUCUGCUUCGGCACAUAUCCAUCGCUCUCACCGCUGCGGUGGCCGCUCUCGGAUCUGCCCUGUUCAUCGCCUUGAAUUAUUUCUACAGGAGGCGAGUAUGGUCACCCGAGACGGACUAUUGCAUGAUCAAGGAGGAGGAGGAGGGCCGCAGCGAGCGGCAGGUUCUGGUUCUGGGUCUGGAUGGGUCGGGUAAGAGCAGCGUGCUGCAGGGCCUCUCAGGGGCCCGACCCAAACAGCACCGCCCGACCCGCGGCUUCAACUUCAUCAGCCUGGACACGCCCGCCUGCCAGCUCCACUUCCUGGAGAUAGGAGGAGGGGAGGAUCUGCGUGUGUACUGGGCUCAGUACCUCCAGCGGACGCACGUUCUUGUGUACGUGGUGGACUCCUCAGACAGACGGCGCCUCCCACUGGCCAAAGCCGAGCUGCACCGCCUCCUCUGCACGCACGGACAGCUGCCUGUGGUCGUCCUGGGAAACAAGCAGGACAAGCCGGAUGCGGCCAGCGUGCGGGAGCUCCACCAGGCCCUGUCUCUGGGGGCCCUGGGGCCGGAGAGGAGGCUGCACCUGCUGGCCGCUCAGCUGGGCUCCGACGGCCAGGCCCCCGACGGCCAGGCCCCCCCCUGCAGCCUGCAGGCCUUCCAGGAGAUCCUGCUGCAGCUGGUCUGAGCUCCAGGCCCCCCCCCCCCCCCCGCCAGAGGGGUCUACACCGUCACCAUGACGAUGAGCAGCCUCACUCAGGGCAGGACGACAGGCGUGUACUGCAGGACUGAGUCAGUCUGAGUUUCCCAGAGUCCAACAGAAACAGAGCGCUGUCACAUCAUGGGCCAGUUUUACACACGGAUUAAGCUUAGUCUUGCCUGAAAUUGACUUUUGGAUCCAUUCCAAAUUGAAUUUUGCCCAAAUUGAAUUGAUUUAGUCUGUGAAACUGGCCCUAUAGCCGUUAUAGACCUACAGUGACACAAGGACAAUUGUAUUUUUUGAAGACUAUACGCAUGCAAAAUGUCAGUUUUAUUGUAGCAGAUAUUUUAAGAGUUAGGACAUUUUUUUACAUUUGAAUUUGAACACAUUUUAAGUUUUAAUUGUAAAUAAGAGAGGUGUUGGUGUUUUGGGGAGAUGAAAAGGGAAAUAUGCUCCAAAACUAUUUUUUAAUCGGUGUUUGCAGGCAACCAGAUGAUUCUUCAGCAAACAUGUUUUUGUGGAAGGAACACACUGGAGCCCUUAUCAGUGUUUAUGAGGCCAUGGGACGGAACAUUGAUCUUAGUGUGGUGAAACAUCAGGGUGUCGAUUUUUCAGAAACUGCCUGUUACUGUCAGUGUUACUCAUCAUGAUUUUCCUUAGCUCUGGAAAACAUCGCAUUAAAGUGAUUAAAGUAUUUAUGACACUAACUACAGUCACACUAAUCUCGAGUUCAGAAUUUAGUUUUCAUUUCAAAUAUAACAUCCUACACAACAUCCUUCUAUACUGUGAUACAUGUGCUUUGGUGUCAGAUCAGAGAUUUGUGGUAUGUCUAAGAAAACAUUUUGAAUGUAUAAAUGUAGUUUUCCUAUUGAAAUGAAUCAGUGAAUCUUAAAUUAUUCAAGAUGUAGAUUUUUAUAUUAAUCACAGUGUAAAUUCUCUUUGUACAUAUACUUUGGUAUAAUUGCUGAAUUGAAUAGUAAAUUGAUUUAGCACUGCCCUAACAGUUUAGUCCACGUGAAAGUUUGUGAAAUACAGGUCUGUCGCCAUGUCUUAAGCUUUCCGGUAUUUUCUGAUUUACAUGCAGCUGUCAUGUCGACUGUUUAUUCCAGUACUACUUGUUUUUAUUUUUUAUUGUGCAGUAUUACAAGGCAGACAUUGAUCUUACAUUUUCGUAGUCACAGAGGAAACACUGGUACGUGGACUCAUGUAUUCUUGACAAGUUGUGAAUUUCAUGUAAAUGUAUUUUGAGCUUUGCAAUGAAAUUGUAUGCCCCGAAAAAUAAAUGUAAAAAAAUACUCCUUCAAAA